Molecule: messenger RNA, 2937 nt
Organism: Hippoglossus stenolepis (Pacific halibut)
Lineage: Eukaryota; Metazoa; Chordata; Actinopteri; Pleuronectiformes; Pleuronectidae
Gene: slc13a5a
Product: solute carrier family 13 member 5a
Biological process (GO): monoatomic anion transmembrane transport; citrate transport
Cellular component (GO): membrane
Molecular function (GO): succinate transmembrane transporter activity; citrate transmembrane transporter activity; sodium:dicarboxylate symporter activity
Source: RefSeq, a predicted model, not a curated record
UUGAAGAUUCACUUCAUACGUGACUUUGUUCCUCUGAGGCUGAUCUAUUUACCUGUGAGGUCAUGGACACAGGAAGCUGCCUGUGCUUAUGUCAUAGCCCUCAUGGCGGUGUACUGGUGCACUGAGGUUUUGCCACUGGCUGUGACGGCACUGCUGCCGACCAUCCUCUUCCCCGUCCUCGGCAUCAUGGAGUCCAAAGACGUGUGUAUGCAGUACCUGAAGGACACCAACAUGCUGUUUGUGGGGGGGUUGAUGAUGGCCGUGGCCGUGGAGCACUGGAACCUCCACAAACGCAUCGCGCUCAGAGUUCUGCUGCUGGUCGGAGUCCGACCCGCUCUCUUGAUGCUGGGUUUCAUGGGAGUGACGGCCUUCCUGUCCAUGUGGAUCAGUAACACGGCCACCACCGCCAUGAUGGUGCCCAUCGUCCAGGCCGUCCUGGACCAGCUCCACGGCAACGUCGACCCUGAACCUUCCUCCAAGAUCCAGAGAACGACUGUGGUUCCACAUCAGGAGAAAACCAUCAGUGAUCCAGAAAACAUGGCCGCCGACCACCACCUGACGUCAGAGGGUGAAACAGACGACGUCCAACCACAAGACAAACCUCCGUCAGUGCGUGUGUGUGUGGACAGCUGCUGCCCCCCGGUGGAGGUUGUGAGCGAGGUGGAGGACGAGUCGAGGACGAUGAGUAAAGGCCUCCUGCUGAGCGUUUGUUACGCCGCCAGCAUCGGAGGCAUCGCCACGCUGACAGGAACUGGACCGAACCUGGUUCUGAUUGGUCAGAUGAGCCAGCUCUUCCCUCAGAACGGAGACGUGAUCAACUUUGCGUCGUGGUUUGUCUUCGCGUUUCCGACCAUGGUGCUGAUGCUGACGCUCGCCUGGUUCUGGCUGCAGUUCCUCUACGUCGGCUGCAACUUGCGGAAGACGUGGGGUUGUGGCGCCAUCCAAUCAGAGAAGGAGCGAGCUGCGUACAACGUGAUCAAGGACGAGCACCGCCGCCUGGGGCCGAUGAGUUACGGAGAACUCAGCGUCCUGGCGCUUUUCCUCCUCAUGGUGGCGCUAUGGUUCACACGAGACCCCCGCUUCAUGGAUGGCUGGGCCACUCACAUCUUCAACGCCAAGGCCGAGUUCGUCACUGAUGCCACCGUCUCUCUCUUUGUUGCUGUGUUGUUGUUUGUUCUUCCCUCUGAGCCGAGGUAUCUCUGCUGCUGGAGGAGCUCUGACACAGAGGCCGAGGUGUGGAGAGGCCCCGCCCCUCCUCUGCUCACCUGGCAGGUGACUCAGGAGAAGAUGCCGUGGAGCAUCGUCCUGCUGCUCGGAGGAGGCUUCGCUCUGGCUAAAGGCAGCGAGGAGUCAGGUCUGUCUCGUUGGCUCGGGGAUCAGAUGACUCCCCUCCAGUCGAUCCCUCCCUGGGCCAUCGCCAUCGUCAUCUGUCUCCUGGUCGGCACCUUCACGGAGUGCGCCAGCAACGUCGCCACGGCAACACUGUUCCUGCCCAUCCUGGCCUCCAUGUCUCAGUCGAUGGGUUUGAACCCUCUGUACGUGAUGAUCCCGUGCACCCUCAGCGCCUCCUUCGCCUUCAUGCUGCCGGUGGCCACGCCUCCCAACGCCAUCGUCUUCUCCUAUGGUCUCCUCAAGGUGUCCGACAUGGCUAAAACAGGUGUGGUGAUGAACGUCAUUGGGAUUGGCUGCAUCAAUCUGGCGAUCAACAGUUGGGGUCGUGUCCUGUUUUCUCUGGACUCGUUCCCGUCGUGGGCCAACGUCACUGCCCCUGUGUAGACGCACCUGUUCGUACCACCAGCUGUUCGGAGGCUUCACCUCCGGACGCUGGUGAAAACUGUUCGUCCUUCAGCUUGUGACGCUGCGUCUGAGCCACCGGAGGCAGCGUCUGCUCGACGAUGGACGACAUGACAGCUCCCACAGCAUCUGGAUCGCCCCCUGGUGGCUGGCUGCAGUAUAGGUCAUAAACCCCAUCCACGUUAGCAAAUGGGACCAAACCAAAGAACCCGGACUCUGACUAUAAAUUAUGUCAUCACCACAAGAUGGCAAUGUUCAUAUCCGAGAUAUUUUGGCUUCGUUUCUGGAGAAAGUGGAGACAUGUCGUCGUCUUAAUUUAAAGUCUGUGAUUCAGUCUCGUUCACUGUUCUGAUGAACACAUGUCGUCUGUUUGAUGCUAAUGCUAAAAAAACGCACAGGAAGUGGAGGGACGAUUUCCUUUGAACCACUGGAAAGCUUAAAAUUUGAAACAUCUGUGAAGAAACAUUUCUGUAAAAAUGGAUUCAGAUAGUUUUAAAUGGAUUUAUUUAUAUAAACAUUAACAUUAAGUCAUAUUUCAUUUGUUUCUUUAAUUUGUUUUGAGCCAAAUUAAAAAAAUCCACACUUCCUGCAGAUGUUUCACAGUAAAAUCCUGAAACGCACAAACUGCUGCUACUGUUUCCAGCUCGUCUUGUUUACAAUGUCUCUGCUGAAGCCAAAAAUAAAAGAAAACAUUCAUCCAAAAUAAAAUGGAAAUUGGAAAAAGAAUAAAGUUUUAGAUUUGAUUGUAUAUGUAAUAACAUAUUAAAAGAAGAGCAGAUGAGAUAAGAUUGAAGCUAAAUGAUGAUUAAAUAUAAUUUUACAUCAUAGUUUAAAUGAAGUUUUAGGGUUAGGUCAGGUCUUCAGCAGAGGAAAAUAAAGUUUAAUAUCUUAAAUAUAUUUUUCUCUGUGAACAGUUAACCUCAACUCAAAAUGAAGAACAAACAGACACCAGCUGUGAUCACUGUGAAUUGGAAUGAAUUGAUCAGUCAUUAGAUAAAUACAUAUUGUAUGUUUUCUAUUGUUUUCUAUUUAAACAAGAGUUUUAUGAAGUAACAUAGUUUAAUGUACUGUACAUUUACUUUUUUUAUGGUCUGUUUCUAACAGUUUUAUUUGUUUUUAAUAAACGUGGCUCUUCAAUGUGAA